AAAUUAAAAGUAAUUCAUAUUUGAUUAUUUCAGGCCCGAGUAGCUGAAGCUGCUGAUCAAACUCUGAAAAUUCACAAAGAUAGUACGUUCACAGAGAACCCUAUGGAGAGGGAAGAUGUUCAGGAAGUAGUCAAGGUGGAAACCGUUAGAGGUCUGCAUAAUGUGUAUGAUAGUCUGCGUGAGAAUGGAUUCAGUAAUCUGCAAGGAGUUCGAGUCCCUGUCGUAGAAGAACGAGCUCCAGAUGAGAAAUGUUUCGAUAUUCUUGUUGAUUCUCUCAAACAGGAGCCUGCUGCUACACAGUGUGUGUUCUCCUGUCAGAUGGGCCGAGGGAGGACGACAUUAGGGAUGAUCAUUGCCUGCUUGGUAAAGGAGAUACAGAUUAGUACUGAGCUGAGGAGGAUGGGAGACAUAGGUCUAGUUCCUCAAGCCACAGUUGAUGAUCUUAUCAAACAGAAGUUCGAGGCUCCCUUACCCAGAACUCAAGACGACGACGAUCCAUUUAUCAAGGGAGAAUUUGAUGUCAUCAAAGAGCUUCUAGAGAAAAUACCAGAGGCUAAAGAAGGAAAACAAAAGGUUGACCGCGUAAUUGAUAUCUGUGGACCUCCUCCAAAAGGAACAGGGAUGCAAAACCUGAGAGAAUGCAUCAUUGAAACUAAAUGGAAGUAUGAUGUUGCCCCCGAAGAGAAGCAAGUUGUCUGGAAGCAGAUGAUUCUUAACUUCAUGGAAAGAUAUUUCUACUUGAUUUGCUUUGCUACCUACGCUAGGGCACAUGGUCCAGAGGGAUUUCAGAAAAGUUUUGUCCAGUGGAUGGAUGAACAUAAAGAGCUACGAGUGAUGAUUGAAGAAGGAAAAGACAAGCUUGAGUGGUACAGACAGGUUGAUCCUGCGAAGCUGAAUACUUUGAAGGAAUUGAUAAAUGCGCCAAAUUAUAAGGAAAACAUGGCAACACUUAUCAGAACCAUCUAUGAGUUUGCUUUCCUAACCUAUGCUGAUCUACCAAGAGGACCAAUUAAAAACAACAGCAUGAGAAAAUUGGCUGCUAAGACCCUGCUUGAGAUUCUGCCCCCUGAUAUAGCUACGAAUGUUCAGAAGAAACUAGAUGAACAAAAUGCUUCUCCUGACUUUGUAACCCUCGUCGGCCUUGUAUCUUACUACGGACAAGAACAAGAAGCUUAAUUUGACUCUCCACAUUUAUUUAAUAAUUGACGGCCAAUUCCAGUUUGGCCGAUAAUUAUAAAUUUUAAUCCUUGACUUUUGAUUUAAAUGAGACUUGUUUUGUAAUAAUAACAAUUAUAUGAUAUAAUAAUAAUAAGCACCAUGUAAAAAUCUAAUGUGAAAAUAAAAGUGUAACCGGUGA
Molecule: messenger RNA, 1357 nt
Organism: Eurytemora carolleeae
Lineage: Eukaryota; Metazoa; Arthropoda; Copepoda; Calanoida; Temoridae
Product: paladin
Exons: 13
Coding region: 103-1176 (357 amino acids)
Source: RefSeq, a predicted model, not a curated record